AUUGUAAAGGAAUGUGAUGUUGUGUGAUAAUAUCCUUGGUGUUCAUAUCUCCCGUCUGCACCUGGAUGAGGCUAUCCACAGAAUUUGUCUCUAAGAGUAUGACCUUUCCUCUAUGCACAUAGCUACAUUGGUAUCACAGUCAAGCUGUGUGCCAUAAACCAAACGGACUCAGCUCCGGUGGUAUGAAUUGUUCCGUCUCGGAGAGUUAGGGUACUUGUGCAGCGGAUCCAGGGAUAUGUGGGUCUGUGGAUACCGGAGAUUCCGUUGAAUGGAACAUUCCACGGAAAAUUCUAAACCCAAGGAAACUGAGGCAACAACGGGGAUGAUUUUGAUUAGAUGGUAUCCCGGCUUAGUGUAUUUAUAUAACGAGGGGCCGUCUGUAGUCCAAGUGAGGGUUCUAUACUGUACCUAGUCAUCCUCUCGCAAGUAUACUCCAACAUAAUACUCAUAGUCAACAUGAGCAUCACCUUCGACGUAUACCGUGGCUCCAAGGAGGGUAAGAUCGUCGCGGAUAAGACGACUCGUCCUCUUCGCCCGACGGAUGUUUACAUCGAAACGACGCAUUCUGGUCUCUGCGGCACCGACGAGCACUACCUGCAUUCUGGCCAGGUUCUAGGUCAUGAGGGUGUCGGAGUUGUUAAACAGGUUGGUGAGGCCGUGACGCACGUUCAGGUCGGUGACCGCGUUGGAUUCGGAUAUACACAUGAAGUCUGUGGCAUUUGCGAUCACUGUAUCAGCGGCUGGGACCAAUACUGUGCCAACAAAAAGGAAUACGGAUUCCACAACCACGACCUCGGUUCCUUCAGCCGCGGUGUCGUGUGGAACGCCGGCAACGUCGUCAAGAUCCCAGACGGCUAUGACUCGGCCAAUGCGGCGCCCUUGAUGUGUGCCGGUGCCACCGUCUGGACCUGUCUAACCGAGUACGGCGUCCGGCCCACAGACCGUGUCGGUAUCAUGGGCAUCGGCGGUCUAGGCCACUUGGCCAUUAAACUCGCAGCUGCCAUGGGUUGCCACGUCGUUGUGCUCUCCAGCUCUGAGAAGAAGCGCGAAGAGGCUAUGCAAUUCGGAGCCUCAGAAUACCACGUCUUUUCCGCCGGACAGGAAAUGAAGGAUUUUAAGCCCUUGAAGCAUCUGCUGCUCUGCGGUAGUGCUAACGUUGACUAUCCAUCUCUCCUUCCUCUCAUGGACGUCCAUGGAACGAUCUAUCCUCUGACCGUGGACUUCAAGCCCUCUGCCGUUCCUCUGCUGUUCAUGUGUGGCAAGGGUAUUCGUAUUCAGGGCUCCCUGGUUGCGUCCCGUAAGAGUCUGAAGACCUUGCUGCAGUUCGCGGCCGACAAGAAGAUCGAGCCUACGAUUAUGAAGUUCCCCUUGAACGAGGCUGGUAUUGAGGAUGCUAUGCAGACGUUGAGGGAUGGUAAGAUGAGAUACAGGGGUGUUCUUGUUCGCGAGUAAGAUGGGAUUAGAUGUAUGAUGUUGUUAUACCCUGAUAGACCACGUAUAAUAUAGAUAGAAUAUGACGAGAACAUGGGCUUUAUUUAUGGUGGCUUAUCCUGAACGCUGCUUAC
Molecule: messenger RNA, 1565 nt
Organism: Aspergillus pseudotamarii
Lineage: Eukaryota; Fungi; Ascomycota; Eurotiomycetes; Eurotiales; Aspergillaceae
Product: NAD(P)-dependent alcohol dehydrogenase
Exons: 3
Coding region: 457-1452 (331 amino acids)
Biological process (GO): alcohol metabolic process
Molecular function (GO): alcohol dehydrogenase (NADP+) activity; zinc ion binding
Source: RefSeq, a predicted model, not a curated record